CUUACGGUGAGUGGAUUACGUGGAAAACGAAAACAAACGUGAAGAGCUGGAUGGAAGCAAAAUUUGAACGACAUUUUGCACCGUACGUAAUCCUGGUUUUAUCCUUUUGGAUAACAGCAUCCUGGGCCCAAGAGACCCUAAAACCUUCAUCAACCCAAAACGCUCAAAUUUCGGACUCGGAUACCAUCUCAGACCCGCCCCAUCACGUGAUCCUCUGUCGUCAUUGUGGGCGUGACACGGCCGACCCGUCGUAUUUGGUCACUCAUCAGGCCUACCUAUCGUCGCCUUUUGAUCAUUUUGGCCACCAAAAGAACUACUCAUCCAUUUUUGGCCAAGAAAAUAUUCCUUUGCAAAGACUGAUCAAUCCUUCCGGCGCCGAAUUUGACGUGGUCAUUUUGAAAAAGGCAGGUUGUUCAGGCCAAGCUCAGUGGUCCUCCCAAGCGACGUGGUUUCCUGGAUAUUCUUGGCGGGUUUGCGUGUGUCCUCAGUGUAAAAGUCAUUUGGGAUGGAUGUUUGAGCCCACGGAGGUUGUUCAAGACGUGCUAGACAAACCCUCUGACCAAGGCUUUUACGCCCUCAUUGCUGAUAAACUCAUCGACGAAGCUUACGCGUCCACGUUGCUCACCAAAUCUCAUUCAUUAAAAAACUAAAGAUCAUGUCUUCCAACCUAUCCGCUGAACAGGAGGCAUUCCUCAAGGAAUGCGAACUGGAGUUCGCUUCGCGAUACACCGAUAAAGACAAAGAGUUCGUCCAAUUUCAAAAGGCUCCGAAGAUGCCUCCUCCGUGUGU
Molecule: messenger RNA, 789 nt
Organism: Tigriopus californicus
Lineage: Eukaryota; Metazoa; Arthropoda; Copepoda; Harpacticoida; Harpacticidae
Exons: 4
Coding region: 51-650 (199 amino acids)
Source: RefSeq, a predicted model, not a curated record